Messenger RNA from Fulmarus glacialis (Northern fulmar), 1267 nucleotides. RefSeq names its product carboxypeptidase N, polypeptide 1 (gene CPN1). Gene Ontology annotation, biological process: proteolysis. Lineage: Eukaryota; Metazoa; Chordata; Aves; Procellariiformes; Procellariidae. The transcript is spliced from 8 exons. Gene Ontology annotation, molecular function: zinc ion binding; metallocarboxypeptidase activity. The record is from RefSeq and is a predicted model, not a curated record. The coding region runs from base 24 to 1127 and encodes 367 amino acids.
CGGAGUUCAAGUAUGUGGGGAACAUGCAUGGGAAUGAGGUGCUGGGCCGUGAGCUGCUGCUGCAGCUCUCCGAGUUCCUGUGCGAGGAGUACCGCCGGGGCAACGAGCGGAUCACCCGCCUCAUCCACGACACGCGCAUCCACAUCAUGCCCUCCAUGAACCCCGACGGGUACGAAGUGGCUGCCAAGCAGGGCCCGGACAGCAAUGGGUACUUGACAGGGAGGAACAACGCCAAUGGAGUGGACUUAAACCGCAACUUCCCUGACCUCAACACGUUCAUGUACUACAGCGGGGAAAUCAGCGGGCCAAAUCACCACAUCCCACUGCCCGACAACUGGAAAAGCCAGGUGGAGCCGGAGACGUUGGCUGUGAUCCAGUGGAUCAGCAGCUACAACUUUGUGCUCUCAGCCAAUCUGCACGGUGGAGCGGUGGUGGCAAAUUACCCCUAUGACAAGUCUCAGGACCAGCGGCUCAGGAACCACCGGCGUACGGUCAACACGCCUACCCCUGAUGACAAGUUGUUUCAGAAGCUGGCCAAGACUUACUCAUACGCCCACGGCUGGAUGCACCGUGGCUGGAACUGUGGAGACUACUUUGCUGAUGGCAUCACGAAUGGGGCAUCCUGGUACUCACUCAGCAAAGGCAUGCAGGACUUCAAUUACCUCCACACCAACUGCUUUGAAAUCACCCUGGAGCUGAGCUGCAAUAAGUUCCCCCCCGAGGAGGACCUGGAGCGGCAGUGGAUGGCCAACCGGGAGGCCCUUGUUGCUUUCAUUGUUCAUCAGGGUAUCAAAGGGAUGGUGUCAGACGAGAACAACAACGGCAUUGCAGGAGCAGUGAUUUCUGUCCAGGGAAUCAGCCAUGACAUCACCUCUGGUGAUAUGGGGGAUUACUUCCGGCUGCUGCUGCCUGGCACUUACACUGUCACAGCCUCUGCAGAGGGGUACCAGCCCCAGACGGUGACAACAACAGUCGGCCCAGCUGCACCUUCAUUGGUGCAUUUCCAGCUCAAACAAGAUGUGGUGAGGAAGCCCCCAGAGCGUAAAGCCUCAGGCACACGCACGAACAACAAAGCCCUUCAGAAGAAGGUAGUGCCAAGAGCCACGCGCCAGGGGGCCCAAAGAUGAGGACAUCUCACUUGGCUGGAGCUGGGGGAAGCCGUUUAUACAAGGCCUGGCUGAUGACUCCAGCCAGUGAACUUUCCAACAGUCCAGCAUGAAAGUAGCCCAAAUCAUUAGGUUAUUAAACAAGGAAGUAUUUAAUCCCU